ACACAAGAAGACAAACACCUCAUUACACUGAAUCCAACCUCUUCACCGUCUUUUACCCUCUUUUUUCUUCAAUCUACAAUCAAAAAAGCUCAUCUCCGAGCUCCGCUAUCUCUCUCCGCCGUUCACGGCGUUCGCCGACGUACACAAAAUGGGAGGAAAAAACAGAAAAAGUUCCAAUAAAGCCAAAAACCGAAAGCCCAGGAACCCAUCUUAUUCGGGUCGGGGCUUGUUCGUUGAAGGCGGAGUCUUAUCUGAUUGGGCUGUUUUCAAUUCUCCUCCUUCAAGAGGGAGGAAUAUGAAGAGUGGAAAUGGAAGUAAUUCAAGGGAUCGUAAUAAUACAGCUGUUAGUAGCUCGAAGAAUGCUUCGGGUUCUAAGAGCGAAUCAAAGAAAAGUAGAGGAAAUGAGAUUCGUUAUGUAUACCCUUCUGCAGAUUCAGUGAUAGGUUCAGAUGCGGUGCGUAGUGAGGGAGUGAAAGAUGACAAGUUGGAUCGAGAACAGCCUAUUCUUUUGGUUGAUACGAAGGAAACUCAGAUUGUUGCUUUCAUAGAUGAAGGCCCAAAUAAGGAACCUCAAAAUGAGGGAUGUAUUUAUGAUUGCACAACCCCUUUGUCUCUAGAUGUUGGACAAAAUAAAGAUUCUCGUGAAGUAGACUAUGCUGGAGACUAUAGUGCUGGUUUCUCAAUGGAUGAGAACUCACACAGAGGAUUGGGAUUCUAUGAUGAUGCAGAAACAACACAGGAAGGAGUUGGAUUGUCGUCCAAAGAUGAGAAGGAAAAUCCUUCUUUCGAGUCAUCAUCCUCUGAGGAGGAUAUGGAUGCUGAUGGUGGCUUCCCUGGUGGUGCUGAUGUCGAGAUGGACGACGACCUGCCAGCUGAGACAUCAUCUCCUGUGGAAAAUGAGGGAUUUUUGUCUAUUGGGGGGCUUAGGCUAUAUACUCAUGAUUUAUCUGAUGAGGAAAGCAAUGGUGAUGACGAAGACAUUUCAUCUGAGGAUGGAAGUUCUUGCUCUUCAGAAUCAGAAGAAUCUGACCAAUCAUCUUUAAGUGAUGGCUCAUCCAAUAGUGAUUCAGAUGUUGAUGAAGAAGUCGCCGCAGAUUAUUACGAAAGCACUGGUGGCAUGAGCAAUGUUAUUGAUGUUAAACAGUUGGUUGGACAAGUUCCUAGUAGCGGUUCUGAUGAUAGCUUUGAUGAAACCGUAGAGAAAUUGGGUGGGAUUGAUCUUCAGGAAGCUUCUAGGGAGUAUGGAAUGAAGAAGAAGCCUCAAACAGAGAGGAAGUACCGAGGAGGUCAGAAAUCUACUCCUGCCAAGCAUGUCCGGGGAUCUGAUUUGGAUGGCCUUAUGUUUGUAAAGGAUCCGAGAACAGUUUCAGGGAAAAAGAAACAUGCUGCCAAAUUUCCUCAGUCUUGGCCGUUUGAGUCUCAGAAGAGUAAACAUUUCGGGAGGAUUCCAGGUGUUAAGAAGAAACAUCGCAAGGAGAUGAUGGCUUUGAAGCGUCGAGAGAGAAUGCUCCGCCGAGGUGUUGAUCUUCAGAAGAUAAAUUCAAAACUGCAGCAGAUGGUUUUGGAUGGAGCUGAUAUGUUUUCUUUCCAACCUAUGCAUUCACGUGAUUGUUCUCAGGUUCAGAGAUUAGCAGCAAUAUACCGACUGCGAAGCGUUUCUCAAGGUUCUGGCAAGAAGAGGUUUGUGACAGUUACCAAGACACAUCAUACAUCUAUGCCUUCUGCCAGUGAUAAACUUCGUUUGGAGAAGUUGAUAGGAGCUGGUGACGAGGAUUCUGAUUUCACAGUCACCGGUAUACAAAAUCAGAGAAAGGAUGGAUAUGCAGCCAAGAAGUCUGCGAUGGGUAGUGGUGGACAAUCUGGCCCAAGCAAAUUGUUUAAAACCUCGGUAAAUCCACGUGCACGUACAGACAGCAGUAAGAAAAGAAGGGAUCAGAAAACAGGCUCCUAUGCCUCUCUUCCUGUCUCCUUUAUUUCAAGUGGGAUGAUGUGUUCCGAGACAGUUGAGGAGAAACCUAUUGAAACAACCGAGACAACCAACAGCUUCCAUGAAACAAAGGUUGUGACCAACUCAAUCGAAUACGGUGCAUUUGAGAUGCACACCACAGGUUUUGGCUCGAAAAUGAUGGCAAAAAUGGGUUAUCAAGAAGGUAGAGGUUUAGGAAAAGAUGGACAGGGUAUAUCAGAGCCUAUUGAAGCACGCCAGCGGCCAAAAGCUCUUGGAUUGGGAGCUGAAAUCCCAGAAACAAGUAGUGGAUCAGCGAAGAAGGAAUUUCUACCCAAAUCAGCUGUUCGGAGUGCUGAAGUCGUCGGUAGAAGUGGGAAAUCCUCAAGGAAGGAAUCAUCUAUUGGAUUUGCAGGAUUUGAGAUGCAUACAAAGGGAUUUGGAUCAAAGAUGAUGGCAAAGAUGGGGUUUGUUGAAGGCGCGGGACUUGGGAAAAAUUCACAAGGCAUAGUCAAUCCAUUAGUUGCCGUUAGACGCCCUAAAUCACAAGGAUUAGGUGCCAAAGUUAGAUAAACAUUAAUCAUCUUUCAACUACUAAAAUGUUUAUUCCCAUCAUGAUGUAGAUUAUGUUAGUGCUUUGUUCUACUUUAUUGGACAUAUUAGUUGAACUUUGUAAGUUGUCCUGAAACCUACAAGUACCUAACUACGUUUCUGGAGAAUAAAUUAUAAUUAGGUUUCAAGUUUUCAUGUUC
Molecule: messenger RNA, 2697 nt
Organism: Nicotiana attenuata
Lineage: Eukaryota; Viridiplantae; Streptophyta; Magnoliopsida; Solanales; Solanaceae
Exons: 8
Coding region: 149-2518 (789 amino acids)
Molecular function (GO): nucleic acid binding
Source: RefSeq, a predicted model, not a curated record